AAUGUCCAUAUUGUAGGAACAACGAAAAAUGAAUUAAUCUAUAGAUAGUUAGGUGGGACGGACAGAAUCUCUGAUCCCUAGAUCAAAGCUGAAGAAGGUUUAGAGUAUCCGGGCUCCAGGAGGAACUUGAAAACUUCCAAUACUACAAGAAUUCGACGAGGAAACGUUCACUGUACUGCAAUAUUGCAUCACUUUACUACAUCACUGCACUUUAUAACUGUUCUGCAUCACUGUACUGCAUCACUGUACUGAAUCACUGUACUGCAUCACUGUACUGAAUCACUGUACUGCAUAACUGUUCUGCUUCACUGUACUGCAUCACUGUACUGAAUCACAGUACUGCAUAACUGUUCUGCUUCACUGUACUGCAUCACUGUACUGAAUCACAGUACUGCAUAACUGUUCUGCAUCACUGUACUGCAUCACUAUUCUGCAUCAUUGUACUGCAUCACUUUACUGUAUCACUGUACUGCAAAAUGUCUAAUCUCCAGCUUCCCCAACAUCAUCAAACCGAAGCUGUGCUUGGUUCUGAAUACUGUUCUGGAUAUUUUGAUAGUUUGAAGAAUUGGAAUAAUGGAUUCUACUGUCCGUCUAUGGAGGAUAGCAUAGAUGUAUUCUGCUGUGGGUCGCCGACACAUAAAUAUUGUUGUACAAAAAAGGAUCAAGUUAUUCAGACUGAAGUUGAGAGUGUAACUAUCCUAAUUGGAGUGGUAGUUGGAGCUGCUACCGCUUUGCUGCUGUUGACUAUGGUGGCUUGUGUAUGCUGCUCCUGGUGUCCACUCUAUAGGAAGAAAACACCGCUAAAGUAUAGAGGAUCUAUGUACCGACUAGUUUGUGUACAAUAUCAUGUUCAGGAUCUAUGUACCGACUAGUUUGUGUACAAUAUC
This is a messenger RNA of Eurytemora carolleeae, 887 nucleotides long. RefSeq names its product protein shisa-4. The coding region runs from base 477 to 872 and encodes 131 amino acids. NCBI's taxonomy places the organism in Eukaryota, Metazoa, Arthropoda, Copepoda, Calanoida, Temoridae. The transcript has 6 exons. The record is from RefSeq and is a predicted model, not a curated record.